Oenanthe melanoleuca is the source of this 9553-nucleotide messenger RNA. It is a transcript of the gene TACC2, whose product is annotated as transforming acidic coiled-coil containing protein 2. Gene Ontology annotation, cellular component: cytoplasm. The record is from RefSeq and is a predicted model, not a curated record. Bases 280 to 9399 code for a protein of 3039 amino acids. The transcript has 24 exons. NCBI's taxonomy places the organism in Eukaryota, Metazoa, Chordata, Aves, Passeriformes, Muscicapidae. Gene Ontology annotation, biological process: cerebral cortex development; cell population proliferation; mitotic spindle organization.
GAGAAAGGGGAUCCACACACCAGCUAGGAGGGAAGGAGUGCAGAAGGUUAUAAAACUCAGGGACAGAGUGGUGCAUUUUCAUUUUUGGUCUAGAGGAAAAUUGGUUGGAGUCUACCAGUCCUUCUGGGUUAAAUCCUGUUUUGAUCAGGAAAAGGCAAUCCCUCUCUGGAUGAGCAUGAAGUGGAUGAGGAGCCACAAGAGAAAUUCCAGCAAGCAGCAGUAAAGCAGCCUGAUUUAUCACUCUUCAAUUGCUGUGUGAUCCUGGACAUCAGAGUCGAGAUGGGCAAUGAGAGCAGCAGUGCAGAGAAUGAGAACACUCCACAAGACUCAGAAUUAGGCCAACCUCCUGGUAAUGGCCACAAUUUAAAAAGGAGCCCUCAGAAAAUGAUCACAGAAGAAUCUGGAGGUCAGGACAUCUCAGAUCCUCUUGCUGCUGCUGUGCCACUGGCUGAGAGCUUGUCCCCCUCCAUUCCAGGGAAUACAAGCAUCGGUAAGGAAGGCAUCAGUAGCCACAGUGCUGAAGAGCCACCCAGCCCAAAUUCCAACCCAAAUUGCAGCAUGGUGCCUCCAGAGGGGACGGGACAGAGCACUGCCUUGCAAGAGCAAGGGGCACAAACAGACUCUGACUUCUUAAAGCGCUCUGCUGAAGCAAGGGAGAGGAGCCUGCCUGUCACAGACUGUGCCAAAGGACCUGUCACAGGCAGCAGGGACAAAUUACACAGCCCAGACUGUGACAGAGCACAGCCAGCACCAGGGAAUGACAAAGAAGAGGGAUUAGCACAUGCUGGAUCUGUGGACAGCGCUGCUGCCUCCUCUACCAAAACCUGUGAGAAUGAGCCCAGAAUCCCAGCCCUGCAGCCCAGCCCUGCAGCAGCACUCAUGGAAAUGCAAGCAGCCACACAAAUGGGUUUGGGUGAAUUAGGAUCUCUCCAGAAGGACGAGCAGCUGGGUGGCAUCAGGGAGCCACAUGUCAGCUGGGUUCCCCAGGGUGAAGCAGCAGGAGAUUAUUGCACUGCUCAGGAGCCCGAGCAGGAGAGAGGAGUUUUGGAAGUAGGUCAGCUGCAGGCAGAAAUGCAGCAAGGUAGACAGAACACAGAUGGUGGAGAGGGUCUGCUAAUGAAAAAGGAAACAUUAAUCCCAAAUUAUCCAGCAACAGGAGGCUCAGACAGUGAAAAAUUUGGAGCAAUUGUGAAUGCUCAGGGCUUCGCUGAGAUCUGGAAUCUACAGAUGGGGGCUGAAACAGCAGUUGAAGGGAGUGAGGCAAAUCCAGCUCUAUCUGGGAAGCAAUCAGAACCCUGCACUUUAACGUCAGAGUUGCCUUCUAGCCCUCCCAAUCUCUUCCUGGUACCAAAGCCUGAAGAGCCUUUGAGGGAAUCUGUGCCUGGAAAUGGCUCUCAAGAUCCAGCCAGGAGUGAAGCAGUGAAAACAGCCUCUGAAAAAAACAAACCCCUUUUUCAAAGAGAGCUUCAAAAGGAGGAUGAGCUUGUUAGUGCUGAGCAUUUCAGUGUGCCUUUAUCAUUUGAGAGAGAGGAAGAAGAAAAAUCAGCUGUCACAACUGAAAGCCCAAAAGAAGCCAAUAGCAAUGAAAUUAUAAAAGCUGAUGUGUCUAGAGAAAGCACCACACUUUCUGAAACAGAAAGCAUUAUUAGUCCCACUAAAGAAAAUUCCCUGGUAGAUAAAAGGAUAUUACUGGAAGAAUAUGCAUUAAGUGCUUCUUUGAGCACAUCCACAGAGCUGUAUCAAAAAAAUGUAGCAGGAAGAAAAAAUGGAAUCAGAACAGAAGAUGCACAAAUGUCAGAAACCAGUGAAUUACCUGAGGGCUUGAGUGGGGCAGGAAGACAAUUUUUGAGCUCUGUUAGUAGCCACCAUCAGGACAUGGAAAAUACCCACUUGGAACACCAUCCUGAAAAAUUCAGCCUUUGUGAAAACAUUUCAACAGGUGACCUGGGACAAGAAGGUGGGGGAAAGCCUCUGAAUUUAGACACCAACUUGAAAUCACCCAAAGGCAAUUCCCAGUCUCGUGGUUGUGAACCUGAACAAGAAAUGAGCACAGAGAAAGCAGCUGGAGAUGGGCUGGAGAACAAGCUGGCAGGGGAGGAAUGCCCACGGAGUUCUGGUUGCUUUAACACUGAGGCUGAAGGCAAAUCGUGGGACCAGUCAGGCUGCAACAGCACUGAAAAGGUUUGUUUAGAUGGUGCACACAGUUCAGUGCCCCUCCACCCUGGGAACAAUCAUAUUAAGCAGAGUAAGCAGGAUGAAUCCUGGGAAAAGGCUUUUGCUAGAGAAGCUGUGUUGGAAUCUGAACACAAAGCUGAGAGCUCCAGCAAGCCAGGAGAAAGUGCAGAAAUGCCUGAAUUAAAACUUGAUCUCCAGGCAUUAAAUGAGUUGGCAGAGACUAUGGGACAAAGCAAGGAGGCCUCACAGGCUCUGGAAACCAAAGAACAGAACAGUCACAUCACCAAAGCACCUCAGAGAGAUCCAGAGCAGGAGCCUGCAGCUGCACACAGCAGUGCUGGGGAUGGAAAUCAGAAUGAAGGUGUUCAACAAGAGAAGCACCAAAGUGCAGUGAGAAGUUCUGAGGAGGAUGAAGAUUUGGCUCAGGAAAGUAAAUUGGAUGUGCAAACUCAGCUGGAGGAAGUGGCUGCAGAAAGUCACAGAAAUACACAAAUGACUCCUUCAGAACAUCCCAAAACUGCAGCCAGCACUUCAGGACUUACUGAUCACCAAGGUCACAUGGAGGAGAGGGGUGACAGCCACGUCCCUGCAAAGAGCUGCCCCUCUGAGAGGGACACGUGCAGCCCUUCGGAGCUGCUGGGGCGCCGUGUCCCAGAGGGGCAGGAAAAUGAAGGUGUUCCAAGUGUUCCAGCAGCUCCUCCCCAACCACAGCAAGCAGAGCAGUCUGUGCCUGCUGCUGGUGACAGUGGCUGGAGCUCAAACACAGAGCAGGAGCAGCAGAGCAGGCUGGCAGCUGUCAGGAGAGCAGAUGGCCAGCAGCCCAAAGGAGGGGCACCACAACCUGGGCACUUGGACCCCAGCAAUCACAGCAACCCACCACAAAUACCUCUGGACAUCUCACAGCACCCUGUGCCAGCUCCUGCACCACCCCAGUGUGGCUCUGAUGGGCCAAAAGAGCAGGACAAGGGUGACAGCAGCUCUGAGGAUGUGAGCAAACACGGGCAAAACACUUCUGGUGUGACUGUGCUCCGUUUGCGAGAUGGCAACGAGCAAAACAAAACCCAUCUCACGGCAGAAGAGAAGUGCUGCAGUCAGCAAAACUCAGGCAAGCCCGAGCAGGGUGAUAAUUCUUUGAUCUCAGCGAGGCAGCAUGAAGCUGCUUGUCAGAGAGACACGUUUGGUAAAGCACUUGAAAAGAAUCAGCAGCCAGGCAGUGUGUGCAGGGGAGAGGAUAAUGCUGGUGAAAGCUCUGCUGCUGCUGUAAACACUCUUCCAGGGACACAGGAUUCAGCAAGUGCCACUAACAUAUCACAGGCUUUGCCAAGCAACACAGAAAUAGCACAUACUUCUGAUAAUUCUGAGAAAAAUGAUCCCCAAAUGUCUCGUCCAGAAAUGCAAAGGAAAAUGCCAUUAAUGGCAAAAAACUCAGAAAAUAUUCUGACUGCUGAUGGGGGAAUCACCCUGAAAGAUGGAAGCAUGGGGAUGAGCUGUGAGGACAGUGCUUCUGUCCCAGAAACAAGCAAUAUAAAGCCUGAUACAAGUCCAGGGGCUCAAGGAGCUCCUUCACCAUUACAGGCACAUAGGGAAGUGAUUCCCACUGAUAACUCACAUAAAUCCAGCUGCAUUCAAAAUGCAACAGAGCAACCUGAUUAUCAUCAAGCAGAUUUUACAAUUUCUGCACUCAGCCAUCCCAGCCAGCAACCUGGAAACAACAUGGACAAGGGUACUGGGAGGGAAUCACUAAAUGAUGAGCUGGAAGUUGUAGCUUCCCAAAACACCUUGAAAGGUAACUCUAAUUUGCAGGGUCCCCCAGGUCCUCAGGUGUCAGAACCCUUAGGUCCUUCACCCAGUGUAAACACAGGUAAAGCAGCAAAUUCAGAAAAUAGCUCUGCAGGAAAUAUAUGUGUAAGUGAAAAGGAAUGUCCAGACCAAAGUUUUCAAGGUGAUGGAGAGAGAAUUUUUGCCCUGUCAGAGACUCUGAAUGUAGGGCAGAGAACUGGAAACUUAUCACAUUUCAACUCUGAGAAGCUGAAGAAAGAGAUCUCUGCAAUUAAAUCCAAAAACACAAAAAGUGAGCUAAACUUCAAAGAACAGCAAAGUGACAGUUCAGCAGAGUCUCUGUUAGCACUCCCUACUCCAGAAGGGAAGCUGCUGAGCCUUUCAUCAUCACAAGAAGGCUGUAAUGAGGAAAUUGCAACCAAUAUCUGUGCAGAUGACAGGUACGGUAAGAUCUUAGAGAAACCUGGGAAUUCAGAAAAAAUGGAAGAGCUUUCAAAACAGAAUAACAACAUAACCAGGGCAGACAUCAGUGUUUCUGAGCAGUCUGCAGAGAACUCUGGAAGGGAGCAUGAGGCUCUGACUUGCAGCUCUCUGGACAUUGGCUCCAGCAUCCCGGACUUCAGGGAGCACAUCAGCCAGAUUUUUAAAAAAACUGUCCACAGCACACUGAGUGCUGAAUUACCCCAACUUUUGACUGAAAACCAUGCAGGCUUCAAGCAGAGUCCAGUGGCCAAGGACCCAGCAGAACUCUGUGGUGCAGAGAACUUUUCAGAACCAAACAAGGUGGGCAAAGGAGCUCCCGAGGGCAGCGCAGAAGCAGAGGGACGAGAGUUGCCUUUAGCUGAGAUUUCCUGCAAAGCUGCCGAGGGCAAAUCUCUGCAACAAGAAAACACAGUGGCAGAGCUGCCACCAGCAAGUCUCCAGGACACUGAGGAAAGCAGGCAGCCCGCUGGCUGUUUAGAAGUGGUCCCUAGCUUGGAUGGCGCUCCAUCUGCUGAACAAGCUCUGGAAAAUCUGCAAAAGCCGGGCAAGCCCACUGAGAGCAGUGGGAUGGAAAGAGAGGAAGGCGUGUGUGCUGGUGGCGUGGAGCCUGAAUCACUAAUAGGCUUAGAGAUAAAGAGGCAAGGACCAGCUUCAUCUGAUGGGGCAGCAGCUGAGAACUUCCCUGCGUAUUCCGACAGCCAGCAGCAGCCCAGCAGAGCUGUUAUCUCUGCAGGUGAACAGGGCAGCCAUGUAGAAGAUGCUGCUGCCACAGAGGGAAAUAACUUAAUUACAGAGUGCAAUGCAGAACCAGUUUCCUCUGAAAAGGAUGUAGGUCUUCCUGCUGCACAGUGCCUGGAUCCUAAGCCAAAUGAACAGGAGAAAAGUGAGUACGGUGAUGCGGACGUUGCCAGGAGCGUCUCUGACAUGGCAUCUUCAACACUUGUCCCAGGAGGAUCUUACAGCCAUCAAAAAUUGCCAGACAAUUUCAGUGUGUCACCUGAGGAAAAUCAGGAGGCAAAGAUUCACAGCGAUUUCGUGCCUGGCAUUAGGUCUCAGAGUGACACACAGAUGAUACAGGACGAAGCAGUGAACAGGGAAUGCUUGGAAACAUCGGGAAAUUCUCAAGAUGCACAGAAAGAAAAAAGAGUGAGCAUGCAUGGGUUAAUAGAUUACUUAAAAACUGAAGUAAGCCAGGAUGAUUGCUUGCAAAGGGACUGUAAACUAGAAUCUGGCAGUCUGACAGAGGGAGACGUGAAAGAGAGCAGUGACACAGUGCUAGGCACAGCAAGGACAGGUCAUGAAAAAAGUGGAGACAUCCCUGAAACUGGAACUGCAAGGAUGUUAGUCACUGCUGAGGGAGACUUAGCUAUAAACACGAGCACUGAAGAGCAGGAGGCAGACCUGUACAAAAAUCACUCCCCAGCCCUCCCUGUGAUGGAGCAGGGUGAGCAUUCUGCACGUGCAGCUCUCGCUGCUGCUGAAAAUCAGCCAAGCAAGAUGAAUUCAGAACACAAAAUCUCCCUCCAGGAUGCCAAAGGAAAGCUAUCACCGCUUGCAUUAACUGAGCCUAAGAGCCUUCACCUCAGUGAACCUCAGGACAUGGCUGUGGCAGGAUUACCCACUGAAAGCCCUCCUGGGCCAGGUGAUGAUAAUCAGUUGGCCUCUGCCCUCGAUCCCUGUGAGCAUCCCUUAGCUGUGUCUGCAGCCUUUGGAAAUGCUGUGCCGGUGGGAGCUGCCGAGCUGACUGCAGCCAGCUCUUCCAAGCCUGACAGCUGCAAAGGAGUUGAUAACCACUCUUCUGAGGAUGUUCCUUUGGCUGUGGCCCCUGGUGAUGGUGUAGAGCUGCCUGCUGAAGAAAGCAAAGGUUUCACAGGGGAAAAAAAAAGGAGCUCUGACUCUGAAGAAGCAUUUGAGACCCCAGAGUCCACUACACCUGUCAAAGCACCACCUUCACCUCCACAGCCACCCCCUGAAGCAGCAGCAGCAGCAGCAGCAGCAGUUGUUGCAGACGUAGCAGAGCAGGAAAUAAAACCUCAGCUGCCCGUGGAAGAUACAGGACCGUGUUCAGAAGCUGAGCCCGUCACCGAUGUGUCACACAGUGAGCCAGUCCAGGAGAGCCCUUUCCGUCCCCCUUGCCAUUCCUUCUCCACCGUCUUCGACGAGGACAAGCCCAUAGCCAGCAGUGGAACCUACAACUUGGACUUUGAUAACAUUGAGCUGGUCGAUUCUCUCCAUGCCUUAGGGCCGAGCUCUGCAGAGCCCAAGAGCCGCGACCCCAAAGCAAAUGUCCGCAGGAAAUCCACGGACUCGGUCCCAGUCUCCAAAUCCACGUUGUCUCGAUCUCUCAGCCUGCAGGCCAGUGAUUUUGAUGGAGCAUCUCACCUCGGCAACAGCGAGGCAUUAGCACCAUCAGCAGAUGUGUAUGGCACUGGUUCCAGCAGCGCUUCCAGUACCCUCAAGAGAACUAAAAAGCCCAGACCAGCUUCCGUAAAAAAGAAGCAGUCAGCCAAAAAACCUCUGGAUGCUCCACUGGUGAAGGAAACCCCACAAGAACCGCCUGAGCUUGAGCAAGCAGCUUGUGAGGAUAAAGCACCUGAGGUGAAGGCUGACUCAGCAAAGCCCGAAUGUACUGAACCUUCCAAAAUCUCUGCUGAGAAAGAGGAGGCCCCGCCCGUGCCUGAAGGAUCCGACCCUUCGGAUCCCGACCGUUUCGAAGGGAUUAGUGCAUUUAGCUCCGGGGGCAGCAAAGUGCAGAACUCUCCCCCUGGCAGCAGGAAAACGCUGCCCCUCACCACGGCCCCCGAGGCUGGGGAGGUGACUCCGCCCGACACCGGGGGACAGGAGGACCCUCCCGCCAAAGGCCUGGCGGUCAGGCUGGAGUUUGAUUAUUCUGAGGAGAGAGGGGGGAGCGAAGAGCAGCAGGAGAGCGCUCCUCCUCCCAGAAAAGCAGGGAAAAAGCCUGGUGCUAAAAUGCCGCUACGGAGGCCAAAGACUAAAAAACCGGUGGAGAAGCUUGACAAUGCUCCAAGCACCCCAACCAAGUCGCCCACUGAUCCAAACGAAAUCCCCAUCACCAAGGGCUCCUACACCUUUGACAUCGACAAGUGGGACGAUCCCAAUUUUAACCCCUUCUCAUCCAGUACAAAAAUGCAGGAAUCGCCCAAACUGCCUCAGCAAACGUACAGCUUCGAGCCGGACAUGUGUGAGGACUCCAUUGACCCUUUCAAGUCUUCUUCUAAGAUAGCCAGCUCGCCUUCCAAAUCUCCAGCUUCCUUUGAGAUCCCAGCCAGUGCCAACGAAACCAACGGGACGGAAGGAGACAGCCUGAACAAACCUGCCAAGAAGAAGAAGACGCCACUAAAAACGAUGGUAGAAGAUGUGAUGUCUGUAUGUUCUCUGUUUGAUACAUUUAGGGUGAAAAAAUCACCAAAAAGAUCCCCACUAUCAGAUCCUCCUUCUCAGGAUCCUACUCCACUGCCAACUCCAGAAACACCUCCUGUCAUCUCCACGGUGGUUCACGCCACGGACGAGGAGAAGCUGGCGUCCUCCGUGACGGGGCAGAAGUGGAGCUGCAUGACCGUGGAGCUGAGCACGGACAAGCAGGACUACCCACAGCCCUCUGACCUGUCCACCUUCGUCAACGAGAGCAAGUUCAGCUCUCCCACAGAGGAAUUGGAAUGUGGCAACUCAUAUGAAAUAGAAUAUAUGGAGAAAAUAGGCUCCUCUGUGCCUCAGGAUGAUAGCACCCCGAAGAAGCAGUCCUUGUACCUAAUGUUUGAUGCCCAGCAGGAGAGCCCAGUGAAAUCACCUCCCAUCAGAUUGUCUGACUCCACAUCUCCCUGCUCAGGGUCAAGUUUUGAAGACCCUGAAGGCCAGCAGUCUUCUGGCAUGAAAAUACCACACCCAGCUUCCCGAGUGCUAGCUGCCAGCCAAGAGGCACAUUUACAGUCCUCUGACAAGGGCAAGCAGAAAGAGCUGGAGCCCAUGACUCUAGGAACAACUCCAGAGGCUAUUGAAAUUACAUCUCCUGAAGACUCCUUUGUCUCUGCUGAUGCUCUUCUCAAUAGGAUAUCUAAGAAAGCCUCAAUAUGUGAUCAGCCUGAAUAUCUAGAUCCUGACCUAGCAGAAAAGAACCCCCCAGUAUUUGCUCAAAAACUUCAGGAGGAGCUAGAGUUUGCUGCCAUGAGGAUAGAAGCGCUGAAGUUAGCCAGGCAGAUUGCCCUCUCCUCUUUGCGCUCCAAGAGAGAGGCUGCUAUCCCAGCAGAUGUUUCCAUCUCCAAAAGUGCACUGUACUCCCGCAUCGGCGCCUCGGACGCCGAGAGCACCGCGGCUCUGCUCUACCCCCAGCAGGACUUGGACUCUGCCCUCCGGCUCGCCAGAGCAGAGAUUGUGGCCAAGGAAAGGGAAGUAUCUGAGUGGAAAGAGAAAUACGAAGAAAGCAGAAGGGAAGUGAUGGAAAUGAGAAAAAUAGUUUCGGAAUAUGAGAAGACGAUUGCUCAGAUGAUAGAGGAUGAACAGAGAGAGAAAUCUGUCUCCCACCACACUGUUCAGCAGCUCAUAGUGGAGAAGGAGCAAGCUCUGGCUGAUCUGAACUCAGUGGAGAAAUCCCUGGCAGAUCUUUUCAGGAGAUAUGAGAAGAUGAAAGAAGUCCUGGAGGGGUUUCGGAAGAAUGAAGAAGUGUUGAAGAAAUGUGCACAGGAAUAUUUGUCACGAGUGAAGAAGGAAGAGCAGAGGUAUCAGGCACUCAAAAUACAUGCUGAGGAAAAACUGGACAGAGCCAAUGCUGAAAUUGCACAAGUGAGAGGCAAGGCCCAGCAGGAGCAGGCAGCGUACCAGGCCAGCCUUCGGAAGGAGCAGCUCAAAGUGGAUGCCUUGGAGAGAACACUGGAACAAAAGAAUAAAGAGAUUGAAGAAUUAACAAAGAUUUGUGAUGAACUGAUUGCCAAAAUGGGGAAAAGCUAACUUUUAACCAAAUUUCUGGACUUCAAUAUUGAGUGCAAUAUGACCAUUGGCACACUGAUGUCCAUACAUUUAUGUGGACAGGUUAUAUUUUCACUUUUUCGUAUGCACUACUGUAUUUUCUUUCUAAAUAAAGUUGAUUUAAUUGUAUGCAGUA